Ambispora leptoticha is the source of this 402-nucleotide messenger RNA. The record is from the annotation of a GenBank genome assembly. NCBI's taxonomy places the organism in Eukaryota, Fungi, Glomeromycota, Glomeromycetes, Archaeosporales, Ambisporaceae.
AUGUGCGAAAACCAACCAUUAUCACAACUACAGUUGACGCCUGGAGUGUCAGUGAGCAGAAUCAUAUCACCACUAGACUUACUAUCAAAUUUGAAAACUUUAGCCUCUCAAUAUAAGCUCCCAAUCAACGAGAAAAAUCCAAAGUCAGAUCCGAACAUCAACUGCCACAGCAAUAGAAAUACUGAUUCUCUAUGUUUUACCAAUUUCUUCGAAGAACUUCGUAAAUUCGAAGGCGAUAUUCGAUAUAUAAUGAAAAUGAAAAAACGAAAUGCCACGUUGGUAGAACCAGAAAUAGCAAGUCUGCUCUUCGGGGAAAAUUAUUUGGCAUAUUUAGAAGCAGAAAAAUUUGAUCAAACAUCAGAAUUAAACGCUGAGUUAGAGAUAUUCAAAUUCUUUUUAUGA